AUGGCACCUACCAGCCACGCGCCAGGGGCACACAAGGAUCUCUCCGUCUUUCCAGAAGCCCUGAAGGGGAAGAAAAUCCUGCUCUGCACCGAGUCUUUCGGGCCUGUCAACGGGGUGAGCCGGACGACGAUGAUGCUCGUCAACCACCUGCGCGAGAACGGGUGCGACCUCGCCGUCGUGUCGCCGCACAACUCUACCCAGGUCAACACGUUCAUGCCAAAACUCGCAACCACCAGCACCGCCACCACAUCAACAUCAAAAUCAACAACAAACUCACCGACGCCAUUGACAGCAUUAUCGAGCGAUGUGGCUGAUAGCCCCACGGCGCACUUCAAGAAUAUCGAAGUCCGCCUGCACGGAUACCCUGUCCCCUUCAACCCCGAGCUCAGCAUAGCCUACCUCGUGAGGCUCUCGGAACUCUACCGUCGCACCUUUGGCUGCCCACCCGAUCUGAUCUACCUCGCCUCACCUGCCAGCCUUGGCUUCCAGGUUAUGCUGCAGCUACGGCAGCGACCCCGGGCCGACCAGGUGCCCGUGAUCUGUAAUUUUCAGACCGACCUUGCUGGCUACUGCAAAACGUUGUUCCCAUGGCCCUUGGGCGACAUCGCAGACUACACUUUCGCCGCAGUUCAGAGUUUUCUUUUCAAGCAUUCGAGUGUUCGGACCAUACUUUACCCUAGCACGUAUGUGCGCAGAUACCUUGAGCGCCAACGCGUCCAGAGGGACAAGAUGGAGCUGCUCACACGGGGUGUGGACGCGAACACGUUCCAUCCGAGUAAGAGGAGCAAGGCGCUGAGGAAGAGCAUUGCGCCCAAUGGCGAGAUCAUCCUGAUAUGCGUAGCGAGGCUCGCGGCGGAGAAGAGCUUUGAUUUCCUCGCCCUUGCAGCCCGGGAGCUGGACGCACGUGGCCUGGACUUCAAGCUGUACAUUGUCGGCGGCAAUCGCCAGGCGGAGGUUGAGGCCGAGGUCAAACAUCUCUUCGCGGACAUGACGCGCAAGGGCAAGGUCGAUUUCGCAGGUUUCAAGGCCGGAGAGGCACUGGCGGAGGCGUACGCCAGCGCUGACCUGUUCCUGCACUGCUCCGUCUCCGAGACGUUCGGGCUCGUGGUCCUCGAGUCGUUUGCAUCGGGGGUGCCUGUGGUAGCGAGGGACAUGGGCGGGCCAAGUGACACGGUUGAUGACGGCGUUAGCGGGUUCCUCACGCCGCCCGAUGACCUUUCUGGUUUUGUGGACAAGGUUGUCCUCUUGGCGACAGACGACAAGCUGCGGGACCGGUUCGGGGCGAACGCUCUGGAGCAGGCGCGGGAGGCAACGUGGGAUAAGAUCAAUAACAAGGUAGCAUGGGAGAUGGUGGACACGAUCCGCCAGAGGGAAGAGGAGCUGGAAGGAAUACGGCUGGGUGGCGGCGAUGUAGGUGGGCGUCGGGGCGCCUCUGCGGUGCCGAUACUUGGGUGGCUGAUGCUGAGCGAUGCGGUGCGGGAAACGGUGAUAGGCUCCAAGCUUGCUGCUGCCCUGGGUGUCAUUGUGGGCUUUUGGGGCCUCGUCAGCGUGUAUCUAGUGUUCACAAAGGCUGCGCGAUGGGUCAGAAGCUUCUUCAGCAGGCCAUAA
Diaporthe batatas is the source of this 1608-nucleotide messenger RNA. RefSeq lists its product as uncharacterized. Gene Ontology annotation, molecular function: glycosyltransferase activity. The transcript has a single exon. The record is from RefSeq and is a predicted model, not a curated record. Bases 1 to 1608 code for a protein of 535 amino acids. Lineage: Eukaryota; Fungi; Ascomycota; Sordariomycetes; Diaporthales; Diaporthaceae.